Molecule: messenger RNA, 1557 nt
Organism: Salvia miltiorrhiza (redroot sage)
Lineage: Eukaryota; Viridiplantae; Streptophyta; Magnoliopsida; Lamiales; Lamiaceae
Product: histone-lysine N-methyltransferase ATXR4
Exons: 7
Coding region: 141-1214 (357 amino acids)
Cellular component (GO): nucleus
Molecular function (GO): protein binding
Source: RefSeq, a predicted model, not a curated record
CUUAGAUGAGAACCACCGCCUAAGACCCGUCUAAGACACUAUGCAUUGAAGAUGCUCUUAUAAAUAAGAUACGAAGAUUAAAGUGGUGCAUAAAUUUAUCGAGCUUCAGUCUACACUAAUAAAUCGCAGCUGAGAAGAAAAUGUCACGCUUAUUCCGUUUCAGCCGUCAGGCUUUCGAUCUCAAAACCCUCCACCGCCGUCGCGCCGGAACGCUGCCGUUCCCCUCAUCCUUCUCCUCUUCCGCUACUGAAUCGCCCGCCGCCUCCGAACCGGAGCCGCCUCCUUACAUUCCGCCUCCCGUCGGCCUCGCGCGCACCAAGCAUGUCGGGCGCGCCUUGUUCGCGAUUCAGCCUCUCGCCGCCGGCGAGCUCCUCCAUAUCGCCACACCUGUUAUCCUGCACCCAUCCCUUUCCAUGAUCAACUGCGUCUGCUAUUACUGUCUCAGGCGACUCCCCAAACGGGAUGGUACUGCGGAAGCUCCUCACACGGUGUCGUUUUGCAGCCAACGAUGUGAACAAGAUUCGAAGAAGUUUUACGAUGUUGAGAAGCAGGUAGACUGGUCAAGAUUUCAUGAAUACUGCCGACAGCAGGGUCUAAAAUAUCCUCUUAUUGUCAAGAGGUUAGCCUGUCAAAUUGUUGCUGGUAAAAUCCCUGCUGGCAUUUUUGAAUUACUCCAAAGAGAGGAUUUGUCUGAUAAAACUCAUCUGAUAAAAGAGGAAUUUUCCCUGCUGAGAAGUACUCUGGAAGAUGCAGAUAUAAAGGUAGAGAAGACAAAGAACGAGACGGAUGAAGGGAAGGGCCCAAUUGUUGAUGGAGAGGCUGAGCCUGAGGAGCCGCUGUCAUUUCUGACUGAAGAAUGGUAUACUGAUGUUUUGGGGCGAAUACGGAUCAAUGCUUUUCGUGUUGAACUGCCUGUACAGUCACAUGAAGACCUCCUUUCUUCGGCAGCAGCAUCAGUAGAAGGGGAAGCUGCUGUUGGAAAUGCCAUGUAUAUGCUUCCAUCCUUUUACAAUCAUUCUUGUGAACCUAAUGUAAAUAUUGUAUGGAGCGACAGUGCAGAAGGAAAGAUCAUGGCUCUCCGUGACAUCGAAGAAGGGGAAGAGAUGCGGAUAUGCUACCUUGACGCCAGUAUGGGCUAUGAGGCUCGGCAAAAAAUCCUCCAAGAAGGAUAUGGUUUCGUAUGUGACUGCCCCAGAUGUGUUGCAAAGGAGUAAAGUUGCACUAAGUAGCAGGGAAAGGGAAAUUUGCCAUGUUCGAGACGUUAAUCUAUUAGUUGGCGAGCUUUGUAUCUGUUUUGGUGACAAUAUGAAAAAGCGAUAGGCAAGUUUUUCUCGUUGGUAAAACUUAAGGAACCAAAUGUUGCGAUGCAGCACUUUUAUUAGAUAAUCAAUUCAUGAGCUUAGAUUGGCACUAGAAGCAGCCACUUCUGCAUUGCUGUGAUUUUAGAUCGGUUCUUACCUAAAUAAUGCUCAUUUUGGAUAUUAUUCUUUUUAAUAUAUGUUUGUAAAGUUAUAAAUUAAUCGGAGAAGGGGAGGCUGUGGUGUUUAAAACCAUUAA